GUGUGUCUUUUCCUGUAGAAACUGGAAGAAGCCCCUACAUCGGCCUUUUGAAAAUGAGAAGUCUGAGUCUGCACAUUCCAAGUGAAGAGACACUUACUCCCACGGCACCACCGCUCCACUCACAAACGAGACAAAGAUUUGGGGGUGUAAAGGUUUUAAAACUGGGAGAAAGAAGAAGAGAGAUGAUCUUAAUCUUCUCUAAUUUAUAGUUUUCACAUUUGCAGUUUUUGACAACAGAUUUUGAAUGUCCUGCUCAAAAAUGUUCACUGACCUGAAAAUUAAUUCAAAAACAGAGAGGGUGGCAUGUGGCUCUCCCACUGCCAUCACAUACUCCCACAUCUAAACAAUUAGUCUGAUUCACCGUCACCGGAUUCUGUUUCGUGACCACAGUAGACGGCUGCAACCCCGUGAGGAAGAAACUCACAGCUGAACAAGCGGUGCACUUUUUUCCUUCUUCGCUGCUUUCUCCCAAAACUAAAUCCCACCAUUUACUCAUAGCGCAGAAAUAUCCCAACAGCCAUCACUUCUCCAGUCUCCUGCGAGUAUGGAGAAGUCCUCCAUUGUCCACCUGCCAUCUUCCAGAAGGACGCCCAGGAAGGAGAGUGAGAGGGGAGCCAUGGUGCCUCCCAGGAGUCACCGGCAAAGGACAUCGAAGGCAGUGCGGCUCCCGGAGGGAAGGAAGGACAGGCCACAGAGGGAAAAGCCAAAGACAAAUGAUGCGAGGCAAGAACAGGAGGCAGAAGUGAAGCUGAAGUCCACUGUGGUGGACAUAGACAGUGUGAGAGAUGACAACGUCAAGGAUGAGAACCUGGGGCUCCUGGAAGCAGCAGAGCAGGAUGACGGUUUGAAGCGCAUGGACCUGGGAGUGUUUGAGUGGCUUCUGAUGGCCUUCGUAUUGGCUCUGGUUCUCCUCUUCCUCCCUCUGUCCAUCUGGUUCUGUGUCAAAGUGGUCAGGGAGCAUGAGAGAGCCGUGGUCUUCAGACUGGGUCACCUGCUGCGUGAAAGACCCAGAGGACCAGGCCUUCUCUUCUACCUGCCACUCCUGGACGUGUGUCACAAGGUUGACACCCGACUCAAAAUGCUGACGGUUCCUCCUCACACGGUGGUGACAAAAGACUUGGUGAGGCCAGAGCUGAGUGCCGUCUGUUAUUACCAGAUAGAGAACGUGGCUCUGUGCAGCACGGCUCUGUCCAGUCUGACCGCGGUGCUGCGGACUCUGGUCCAGGCAGCAGUCAGAGACGUUCUCGCCCAGCACACGUUCGGCCACAUCCUGCUGCACAGGAGGAGGAUCGGGCAGCAGAUACAAGUGGCCGUCGACUCGGUCGCUUGUCGCUGGGGCGUCCGGGUGGAGAGGGCAGACAUAGACGAGCUCAGUUUUCCGGCGGAGUUACAACAGAGCCUGUUUGCUGAGGCUGAGGCCAAGAGACAGCAACAAGCCAGAGUUAAAGCAGCGGAAGUAGAGACAGCUUCCUGGGAGGGGUUCAGGGCGUCGUUCCGUCACCUCCAUCCUGCUCUGGUCCUGCCGUUCCCCCCUGAUCUCCUCAGCCUGACCUCUGACCACUCGUCUCUACCUCCUCCUCCUCCUCCCGCUGUGGAGGACGAGGGAAGAACCACUGAGGGAGAGCCAGAUACAGACUCACCAAUGAUGUGACACAUAGAUCAAAUGUUCAUUAUUAUAAUGACUAUUAUUAUUAUUUGAGACAGCACAACAAGUUGUUGUUUAAAAUGAGCAACAUUUGAGAUGUAUGAGUUUUGUAUCAGAAAAUGUUCGGAUCUGAGCCUCUUCUGUCAGUAAACUAAACUUUUAACUCGACAAAUCUACACGUCUUGAAAACCAGCAAAUGUAAUGAGUGUUCAGUUCUGGUACAUAUAAAAAUCAAUUACAGUAAUUGUUCUUUAACUUUCUUGAUAGUUUAUAGUCACACAAAUGUUUGAGGGGGAACUUUUAAAUGACGGGCCUAGUGUACAAUUGUAUUAUCCAGCCUGCUCAUCGAGUGUGUUUAAGACAGAAAAAACUUCACAGUUCACUCUGAAAUUAAAGGUCCUAAAAAGUC
Molecule: messenger RNA, 2054 nt
Organism: Scophthalmus maximus (turbot)
Lineage: Eukaryota; Metazoa; Chordata; Actinopteri; Pleuronectiformes; Scophthalmidae
Gene: nphs2
Product: NPHS2 stomatin family member, podocin
Exons: 7
Coding region: 545-1651 (368 amino acids)
Cellular component (GO): plasma membrane
Source: RefSeq, a predicted model, not a curated record